ACAGGACACUGACCUUAUACACAGAGUAAGAUUUCAAGCAGAUCUGCUGUGUGUCACUCCUCCAGAGAACAACGACCAGCAUGAAUCUCACGCUGUGGCUGCUGCUCCUCGUUCUCUGUGCUGUCAUUAUCCCUGCACAGCUGCACAAAGACAAACAUGAUAAACAUGAUAAGCAUGCUGAACGUGCUAAACAUGAGCACCGUGGCAAACAUGGGAGGCCUGGUAAACAUCAUGGAAAGAGAGGCAAAGAAAGAUUGGAGAGCCUGAAGGCUGAGUUUGGCAGCUCAGAUGACUCUGAUGAAGACGAUGAUGCAAACAAGUGGCUAUUUGAGCUUCAAAGUCUCACAGGGAAAUGCAGUCCAAAUCCUUGCCUGAAUGGAGGGGUGUGUGAUGAAAAGAAAAAUAAUUUCAAAUGCAAAUGCCCCAAGCAGUUUGUAGGUAGAAGGUGCGAGAGAGGGAAAAGGGUUUGUAAAAGGGGAACCUGUGGGGCAGGACUUUGUCUUCUGACUUCAUCUCCUCCCUAUUAUAAGUGCAAGUGUAUUCCACCCUUUGCACCACCAAACUGCAAAACACUUUCUCCAUGUGCUCCAAACCCUUGUCAGAAUAAUGGCAAAUGUGUUGAUGAAGACGAUGAUUUUGAAUGCAUUUGUCCAGAUGGUUUCAGUGGGCAAUAUUGUCAAGUCAACCCUGAUGACUGCUAUGAGGGCGAUGGACAGUCAUACAGAGGGAAGGUGUCCGAGACAGAAGAAGGGGAUGAGUGUCUCGACUGGAACUCUGAGUUUCUUCUGGAUAAAGGAUCUUUUCCUGCAGCGGCAUUUGAAUCUAGUGGAGGCCUGGGACCGCAUAACUUCUGCAGAAACCCUGAUGGAGAUAAGAAGCCAUGGUGCUUUGUAAAGAAGAACAGAAGACUUCGAUGGGAUUACUGUGAUGUUAGAAAAUGUCCCACGCCUGCAACCACUACCAGAAAAAUGGUGUCCACCACAGCUGAAGCUCAACCCACCACAAUUGCAUUCACAGACAGUAUUCCACCAAAAGUAACUACUCUUCAACCAACAAUACCAUCUACAACAGUAACCCCUACCAGAGAAAUGGUGUCCACCACAGCUGACGCUCAACCCACCACAAUUGCAUUCACAGACAGUAUUCCACCAAUAGUAACUACUCUUCAACCAACCAUACCAUCUACAACAGAUGGUAGCAUAACCCCAGAGAGCACCAGUUCAGCCCAAAUAGCCACUACUCCUGUCCCGACAACCCCAUUACCUACGAUCGACGCUUCAACAAAGAGCUUUCUUACCUGUGGAAAACCUAAUCCGAAAAAACAACUUAACCGGAUUUAUGGGGGUCUUAAAGCUAUUCCUGGAGCCCAUCCAUGGCAAGUAUCCGUACAGGUGAAGCCUAAAGGAUCCACCCAACAGUACAGACACAUCUGUGGAGGCACCCUUAUCAAGCCUUGUUGGGUGCUGACUGCUGCCCAUUGUAUUAAUAAAAUAAAUGACUACAGAGUUAUAUUGGGGGGACUAAAUCUGAUACAAAAGGAGCAAACAGAUCAGACCGUACUGGUGGAGGACACCAUCAUCCAUGAGAAGUUCAAGGAAACCGCUGACACCGUCUACAAUGAUAUUGCUCUAUUAAAACUGAAAGUUACUAAUGGAGAAUGUGCAAAGGAAACUCAGUUUGUGAAGGCCGCCUGCUUGCCCAAUGAACCUUUUGCAGAUGGAACAGAAUGCAGCAUUUCUGGAUGGGGAGCCACAGAGACGUCAGAGUAUGGCUCUAUGCAUUUGCUUGAUGCACAGGUUUUGCUGAUUUCUCAGGAGGUUUGUUCAAGCAGUAAAGUAUAUCCUUCUCUGCUGGAUGAUGGCAUGUUUUGCGCUGGUUAUCUCAAGGGAGGAGUGGACUCCUGUCAGGGUGACUCUGGUGGGCCUUUAACCUGUAUGAGAAAUCAAACACACUAUAUCUAUGGUAUAGUGAGCUGGGGAGAUGGCUGUGGGGAGAAGAACAAGCCUGGUGUCUAUACCAGAGUCCUUAAAUAUUUGGAUUGGAUCAAUAAAAAAAUUGGUGGGACACAGUAGCAUGUCCAUGAAAGAUUAGCCACAGCCAGUGUUUUCUGUUGUGUAGUCUGAUCUACCGGUAAUGCUUUAUACACAUUAGCAUUGUAGAGUCUUCGGGAAUAAAUGUGUCUCAGUUUUCACAUACAAUUAAGCAUUACAACUGUUUACAACAUUGGUAAUAAUAAUAAUAAAAAUGUCUUGAGCUUCAAAACAUCAUAUCAGAAUGAUUUCUGAAGGACCAUGUGGAGACUGAAGACUGGUGUAAUGAUGCUGAAAUUGUACCUU
Carassius auratus (goldfish) is the source of this 2336-nucleotide messenger RNA. RefSeq names its product hyaluronan-binding protein 2-like. The transcript has 15 exons. NCBI's taxonomy places the organism in Eukaryota, Metazoa, Chordata, Actinopteri, Cypriniformes, Cyprinidae. Gene Ontology annotation, molecular function: calcium ion binding; serine-type endopeptidase activity. The record is from RefSeq and is a predicted model, not a curated record. The coding region runs from base 81 to 2072 and encodes 663 amino acids. Gene Ontology annotation, biological process: proteolysis.